Molecule: messenger RNA, 2250 nt
Organism: Puma concolor (puma)
Lineage: Eukaryota; Metazoa; Chordata; Mammalia; Carnivora; Felidae
Gene: NOC2L
Product: NOC2 like nucleolar associated transcriptional repressor
Biological process (GO): negative regulation of transcription by RNA polymerase II; ribosomal large subunit biogenesis
Cellular component (GO): Noc1p-Noc2p complex; Noc2p-Noc3p complex; nucleolus
Molecular function (GO): histone binding; transcription corepressor activity
Source: RefSeq, a predicted model, not a curated record
AUGGCGGUGGUGCGGGGCACCAAGCGGCGGCUGGCGGAGCUGACGGUGGACGAGUUCUUGGCUUCGGGCUUUGAUUCUGAGUCUGAAUCGGAUUCCGAAGGAGCCCCAGAAGCGGAGACGUGGGCGGCGUGUGAAGCCGACCGGAGUGUGGAUAAGCCAGGCGGAAGGCCCUCGUCCAGUCGGCGUAAAGGUCGUGCGUCUGAGCAUAAGGACCAGCUCUCUCGGCUGAAGGACAAAGACCCGGAGUUCUACAAGUUCCUGCAGGAGAAUGACCAGAGCUUGUUGAACUUCAGUGAUUCGGACAGCACCGAGGACGAGGAGGAGCAGCUGCACACUCUGCCCGACACGUUGGAAGAAGCAAGUGGGGAGGAGGAAGAUUCGGAUGAGGAUGAGGUCCCCAGAGGACUGAAGGGGAAGAAAAGGGAUUCUGCUCCUGUGACCCUAGCCAUGGUUGAGAGGUGGAAGCAGGCAGCAAUGCAACACCUUACUCCGAAGCUGUUCCAUGAAGUUGUGCAGGCAUUCCGAGCUGCUGUGGUCACCACCCAAGGAGACCAGGAAGGUGCUGAAGUCAGCAAAUUCCAGGUCACGGACAGUGCUGUGUUCAACGCCCUGGUCACCUUCUGCGUUAGAGAUCUUUUUGGUUGUCUCCAGAAGCUACUGUUUGGGAAAGCCCCCAAGGACAACAGCAGGGUGCUGCAGCCGUCCAGUAGCCCGCUGUGGGGGAAGCUCCGGCUGGACGUCAAGGUCUACCUGAGCUCAGUCGUACAGCUGGUGGCCUGCGUGACGGAGGCGACAGCAGCGGCGGCCGUGCUCCAGCAUGUCAGCAGUUCCGUGCCGUACUACUUGACCUUUCCCAAGCAGUGCCGCAUGCUACUCAAGAGGAUGGUGAUUCUGUGGGGCACAGGUGAAGAGACGUUGCGCGUACUGGCGUUCCUGGUCCUCGUCAGGGUCUGUCGGCACAAGAAGGCUGUCUUCCUGAGUCCUAUCCUCAAGCAAAUGUACAUCACCUACGUGAGGAACUGCAAGUUUACCUCCCCCGGCACCCUGCCCUUCAUCAACUUCAUGCAGCGGACCCUGACCGAGUUGCUUGCCCUGGACACUGGCAUCGCCUACCAGCAUGCCUUCCUCUACAUUCGCCAGCUCGCCAUCCACCUGCGCAAUGCCAUGACCACACGCAAGAAAGAGACCUACCAGUCAGUGUACAACUGGCAGUUCGUGCACUGUCUCUACCUGUGGUGUCGUGCCCUCAGCACUGUGUACCCCAGCGAAGCCCUGCAGCCCUUGAUCUACCCCCUCUCGCAAGUGGUGAUUGGCUGCAUCAAGCUGGUUCCCACUGCCCGCUUCUACCCCCUGCGCAUGCACUGCGUGCGUGCUCUGACCCUGCUCUCGGAGAGCACCGGCACCUUCAUCCCAGUGCUGCCCUUCAUACUGGAGGUUUUCCAGCAGGUCGACUUCAAUAAGAGGCCAGGGCGCAUGAGCUCCAAGCCCAUCAACUUCACUGUGAUCCUAAAGCUGUCCAAGGUCAACCUACAGGAGAAGGCGUACCGGGAUGGUCUGGUGGAGCAGCUGUACGACCUCACCCUGGAGUACCUGCACAGCCAGGCCCAGAGCAUUGCCUUCCCCGAACUGGCGCUGCCCGCUGUGCUGCAGUUGAAAUCCUUCCUCCGGGAAUGCAAGGUGGCCAACUACUGUCGGCAGCUACGCCAGCUGCUAGAGAAGGUGCAGGAGAAUGCUGAGUAUAUCUGCAGUCGCCGCCAGAGGGCCUCCUUCGGUGUGGCUGACCAGCAUGCAGUGGACACCUGGGAGAAGCAGACCCGAGAAGAGGGGACACCUCUCACCAAGUACUAUAGCCAGUGGCGGAAGCUGAGAGAGCGAGAGAUCCAGCUGGAGAUCAGUGGCAAAGAGCGGCUGGAAGACCUGAACUUCCCAGAGAUAAAGCGGCGGAAAGUGGGAGGCAAUAAGAAUGAAGACAGAGUGGAAUUUAAGGACCUCUUUGAUCUGGACAGUGACGAGGAAGACAGUGCCAUGGAUUUCUCGGAGAGAGGGAUGCCUGGGUCCCCGAGAGCUUGGCAGAGGGUAGAGGAGGAAAAGGAGGAGGAGGAUGGCAGCCUUAGCAGCCAAGAGGAAAUCAGCAAUUCAAAGGAUGGAGACCCAGACACAGAGGUGGGGCUGCACCUCGGGGAGCUGUGGCGGCUGGCCCAGGGACCAGAGGAUGAGUUGGAGGAGCUACAGCUCUCUGAGGAGGAUUGA